Paramuricea clavata is the source of this 1921-nucleotide messenger RNA. Lineage: Eukaryota; Metazoa; Cnidaria; Anthozoa; Malacalcyonacea; Plexauridae. The record is from the annotation of a GenBank genome assembly.
AUGGCGAACAAUGUAUUUGAUGGCCGCGAACUGGCAGUUGAAAGCCUUCGAAUAUCUCCGUUAAACUCUGAAUCAAAGGUGCCAACAACCAAAAUAUUAAAGAUUGUGUCUAUUGGAAAUUAUCUAGCAUUGUUGGCUGCUUGUAACAGAAAAUGCCAUCACCGAUAACAAUUUCGCAAGUUGGCCGGCCGUCUAACAUUGAUGACGUUCUAGUUCACGGUGCAACACAAGAAGAACACGACCGAAGAUUGGUCCAACGACUCGGUAACGCCAACGUCACGCUAAAUGCCGAAAAGUGUGUUUUUAAUGUCUCGAGUGUGAAAUUCCUAGGUCAGAUCGUGGGAGUCGAUGGCAUCAAACCCGAUCCAGAGAAAAUACAAGCGAUUCUCGAAAUGCCACACCCAACCAACCUACAUGAAGUCCGCUCCUUUCUUGGAAUGGUAAACCAAUGGACCUUUCCCCUUAUAACUAAAAUUUUGAUCUAGACAAAAAAUUCAUCAUAGCUUGAAAGAACAUCACAAAAUUAGUAAUAUUCCAAAGUUUCGUUGCGAAAUGUUGUAAAAUGCGGAUAAUAUAGCCUUGCGAAGUUUGGCGUUUUUCAGUAAUUUUGUAUUACGCAUGGGAAAUUGACAUCCCAAUCGGGUGUUGGGGCAUCAAUUUCCCGUUUGUAAUACAAACUGACUGAAAAUCGCAAAUUUCGCAGGGCUAUAUUAUCCGCAUUUUACAACAUUUCGCAACGAAACUUCGGAAUAUUACUAAUCUUGUGAUGCUCUUUCAAGCUGUGUUGAACUUUUGUCCACACUUGCCUAGAUCAAAAUUUUAGUUAUAAGGGGAAAGGUCCAUAUAGCCAAUUUUCCACCAAUCUUGCUGACCUGACAAAGCCCAUCCGAGAACUGCUAGUUAAGAACACUGCGUGGACAUGGGGACCAACACAACAAGACUCUUUUGACAAAAUCAAGAAAGCCCUGACAUCAGCACCAAUACUAACCUUGUACGACCCCAACAAAGCAACCAAAAUAGCAGCCGACGCAUCAUCAUACGGUCUUGGAGCGGUGGUGCUGCAAGAAGAUGAACCAGACACCUGGAAACCUGUAUCAUUCAUUUCAAGAUCGAUGACAACAACCGAGGCUAGGUAUGCCCAGAUAGAGAAAGAAGCUCUAGCGGUAACUUGGGCAUGUGAACGGUCAAGCAAUUACAUAAUUGGAAAAACAAUAACAAUUGAAACUGACCACAAACCACUGGUACCUUUAUUAACCAACCAUACCAUCGACAAGUUACCUCCAAGACUACAACGCUACAAGAUGAGACUAAUGAGAUUCCACAUCAAAGAUGUUCGACACGUACCUGGAAAACUACACUACACAGCCGACACUCGGUCCAGGAAGAUACCUGAAAGCACAGUCCAACCAACCGUAGAAGAAAACGAAAUGAACGCUUACGUUUUAAGUGUAAUUGAUGCCUUGCCCGCAUCUAAUCCGAGAUUGAAGGAAAUCCAACAAGCCCAAGAUGAAGACGAGGUAUGCAAAGAAGUAAAGUAAUACUGUAUGGAUCAAUGGCCAGAAAAAGAUCAUGUCACUCCUGCCGUAAAACCUUACUGGUCAGUACAAGGAGAGCUCACCAUCGCCGACGGGUUAUUGCUCAAAGGAACAAGACUGGUCAUUCCAUCCCGCUUGCAACGCCAAACCCUCAACCAAAUACACGAAGGUCACCAAGGUAUCAGCAAAUGCAGAGAACGAGCCAAAAUAUCCGUUUGGCGGCCAGGACUCAGUGCCCAAAUUAAAGUCAUGGUCGAAAACUGUACAACAUGCAGCAAAUUCAGACAGCAGUAGAACCAUUGAUGCCAACGCCACUCCCUCAAAGACCAUGGCAAUUGAUUGCAACAGACCUUUCUAUUCUAGAAAAGGUUACUUACCUACAGGUG